CAACGAGUUCACAGUAGUGUAAAUAUGAUCAACAAUAGUAAACAGCUUUUGUAUAUCGCCAUUAUAAACUUAUUCACGGGUAUUUCCAAUUUUAUUGCUGGAAAUACAAAUUUAGAUGUUGUAAUAAAGGGAUAGAGCUCAUAUUCCUAUUCUAAUGAUGAUGAUGUUAUUAUGUGCCCUAUUGUAAAAGUACCAAGCAAGUUACUUCAUAUAAAAUAGCAAUACUUUUGUUACGCACAAAUCUGUUAGAGUCGUUCCAUUAACGUUGACUUGUUGGUUAGUAUAUUUCAGAAAUAUUAGUCAACAUGUCUGAUAUUUCUAAAAUUAUCUUGUUCAGCUGUGCUUUCAUCAGGUUUUUUGUUAUGGGAGAUACAAUAGAAGAACUAAAGAAGACCUACGCAGACACCAUAAUGGCUUGCGCCAAGGAGUUUCCUCUAACAGCAGCUGGCCUGAAGCAGCUCAGAGAAGGCUCGCUGCCUGAAGACCCAGUGGUCAAGUGUCUCUUCGCGUGUACAUACAAGAAGCUUGGCAUGAUGGAUGAGAAGGGCCAGCUGUCAGUGGACGGUGUGAAGAAGAUCUCCCAGAAGUAUCUCGCAGACACUCCAGUUAAGAUGAAGAAGGCUGACGAAUUUACGGAUGCUUGUAGCAGCGUGAAUAACGUACCAGUCAGUGAUGGGGAGAAAGGGUGUGAAAGAGCGGCUCUUAUCUUCAAAUGCAGCGUUGAAAAAGCACCUCAGGCAAUAACUGAAGAUGAGAUUAAGAUGGAGUUCACCAAAUUGGUGAUGAAGUGCACCAAAGACCACCCGGUGGAGAUGGCUGACAUGAUGAGUCUGCAGAAGCUGAUCCCCCCGACCAAACCUGAAGUCAAGUGUCUACUAGCCUGCGCUUAUAAACUGGACGGCGUUAUGACAGAAAAAGGCUUGUAUAGUUUAGACCACGGUUACAAGCUUGCAGAAAAAAUUAAAAAUGGAGAUGAAAAGCGAUUGGAGAAUGGAAAGAAAAUGGCUGAUAUUUGUGCCAAAGUAAACGAGGUGGAAGUUAGUGACGGGAAUAAGGGAUGUGAACGCGCUGGUUUGAUCUUCAAAUGUACUCUAGAUAAUGCUCCAAAGUUUGGAUUCAAGGUUUAAUUAUAUGAAUUGAAGUGAUGCUCCACAUAAUAUUAUGAAUUAUUGAAAAGAUAUGCAAGAAAAAAAUCUACCAAAAUGUAUUAGCCAAAUAAAUAUAUGUAAAC
Plodia interpunctella (Indianmeal moth) is the source of this 1231-nucleotide messenger RNA. RefSeq lists its product as uncharacterized. The record is from RefSeq and is a predicted model, not a curated record. Bases 306 to 1127 code for a protein of 273 amino acids. The transcript is spliced from 8 exons. Lineage: Eukaryota; Metazoa; Arthropoda; Insecta; Lepidoptera; Pyralidae. Gene Ontology annotation, biological process: sensory perception of smell. Gene Ontology annotation, molecular function: odorant binding.